Messenger RNA from Coccinella septempunctata (seven-spotted ladybird), 660 nucleotides. RefSeq lists its product as uncharacterized. Lineage: Eukaryota; Metazoa; Arthropoda; Insecta; Coleoptera; Coccinellidae. The transcript is spliced from 5 exons. The coding region runs from base 88 to 660 and encodes 190 amino acids. The record is from RefSeq and is a predicted model, not a curated record.
UCCACUUGCUCAGAAGCUAGGUAUCUCAUAUAUGUAUGGCUUAUAUGUAGGGAAUUAUUUGUCUGUAUAAUUUCCAGAUCCAACACUAUGUCUUAUGCGGUGGUUCAAUUUAUUGAGGAUGGCGUAUUCAGUCAUGUCCCAAUAAGCUGGCUGAAUGCAUCUCAGACAGAAUGUUUGUGGCCACCUAACAACCCCAAAAAUGUGACACAGCUAAUAAAGAGGCAAACUGCUCCUGGCAAACACUGGUGUGCCCAUAAAAUUAUAGUGGAGGGAAUAUAUGAUUCACUAGAGACUGCUAUCAGGAAAGCAGGAGAUGCGGAAUAUACCUCUAAUGAUGAGGAGAAAGGAAGAGGCAAAAGAAAGAAAAAAUUUCGCCAGCCUUCCACUAGCCCAUCUACAGAUGAUAGAGAAGACAGUAUUUCGCCUCCACCCAAAUUGGAUAUUGAGCAGGCUGAAAUCUUAUGGGAGCAGCCAUGUGAGGAAUUAUCGGAAGCACUGAAUCUAGAUGUUGACAUCAACUCAGUGGUAACACCUUUUGCAAAAGGAGAAGAUGUCAUCUCAGAAGACUAUUUGGUAGGUACUACUUUCAAAGCCGCUGGACUUCUGGGUCCUUUGAAAAACUUGAUGUUUCGUGAAAGGAAGGUGAACAGUGUGAAAUAA